This is a messenger RNA of Rotaria sordida, 1371 nucleotides long. The record is from the annotation of a GenBank genome assembly. NCBI's taxonomy places the organism in Eukaryota, Metazoa, Rotifera, Eurotatoria, Philodinida, Philodinidae.
AUGGGCACUUUAUAUGAGAAUAAUAACAUGUCGAACAAUGAUGAUAAUAAGUAUGAUCGAUCAGCUAAAUCUUUUCCGACAGAGGACAAUCAUGCUUCGAAAACAUCAUUAAUCUUUUCACUUAAUGAAGAAGUCGGUGCUUUAGCUAAAGCAUUACAAGUGUUCGAUAAACAUGGUAUCAAUUUACUUCAUAUUGAAUCACGAUUAUCUCGUCAAAAUAAGACUGAUCAUGAAUUUUAUGUUGUAUGUGAUAAUACUAGAGGUUCUGUAGCUGAUGCUAUUAAACAAUUACGUGAAGAAUCGAAAUAUCUUCAUGUACUUUCACAAGAUCAUAAAAUAGUGGAUGAAUCAACACCUUGGUUUCCACGAAAAAUGCGUGAUCUUGAUCAAUUUGCAAAUCGUGUUCUUUCAUAUGGAGCUGAACUUGAUUGUGAUCAUCCUGGUUUUCGUGAUAUACUCUAUCGAAAACGUCGAAAAGAAUUUGCUGAUAUUGCUAGUCAAUAUCGUCAUGGUCAACCAAUACCACGGUUUACUUAUAAUGAACAAGAAAUUGCAACAUGGUCAACUGUUUAUCGUGAAUUAACACAACUUUAUCCAACACAUGCAUGUAAAGAAUUUAAUAAUGUAUUUCCAUUACUUAUUGAUAAUUGUGGUUAUAAUGAAACAAAUAUUCCACAAUUAGAAGAUGUUUCACAAUUUCUUCAAGAUUCUUCUGGUUUUCGACUUCGACCAGUUGCUGGUCUUUUAUCAUCACGUGAUUUUCUAGCUGGUUUAGCUUUUCGUGUAUUUCAUUCAACUCAAUACAUUCGACAUCAUAGUGUACCUAUGUAUACACCUGAACCUGAUGUUUGCCAUGAAUUACUUGGUCAUGUACCACUUUUUGCUGAUCCAGAUUUUGCAGAAUUUAGUCAAGAAAUUGGCAUGGCUAGUUUAGGCGCACCUGACGAAUAUAUUACUCGCUUAGCGACAUUGUAUUGGUUUACUGUUGAAUUUGGUCUAUGUAUGGAAAAUAAUAACAAAAAAGCUUAUGGAGCUGGACUUUUAUCAUCAUUUGGUGAAUUACGAUAUUGUUUAACGGAUACGCCAGCAGUAAUACCAUUUGAUCCAUUUCGUGCUGCUCUUGAAUCUUAUCCAAUUACAAAUUAUCAACCAACUUAUUUCCUGGCUGAAAGUUUUAAAGAUGCCAAAGAAAAAUUACGUCAAUAUGCAAUGACUAUUCCACGAACAUUUAUCACUCGUUAUAAUCCAUAUACACAAACCAUAGAAGUAGUCGAUGGUAAUGAUCAAAUUGUCAAUAUGGUUCGAACGCUAAGAAAUGAUAUGGAUAUUAUCGUUGAUGCACUUCAGAAGACGGGAUUAACACGACGUUAA